Messenger RNA from Elephantulus edwardii (Cape elephant shrew), 831 nucleotides. RefSeq names its product tumor necrosis factor receptor superfamily, member 4 (gene TNFRSF4). The transcript has 7 exons. Lineage: Eukaryota; Metazoa; Chordata; Mammalia; Macroscelidea; Macroscelididae. Gene Ontology annotation, biological process: inflammatory response. The record is from RefSeq and is a predicted model, not a curated record. The coding region runs from base 1 to 831 and encodes 276 amino acids. Gene Ontology annotation, molecular function: protein binding; tumor necrosis factor receptor activity.
AUGUGCAAGGGGGCGCGGCCUGCGGUGCCCUCCAUGGCCCUGCUGCUCCUGGUGUUGGCACGCAGCCCUGCAGCUGAGCUCACUUGCAAGGGGAACACCUAUCCCCACGGGGACAAGUGCUGUCACGAGUGCAAGCCUGGUUAUGGGAUGCAGCGUCGUUGUGACAACUCCCAGGACACUGUGUGUACACCGUGCAAGCCUGGCUCCUACAACAGCGGCUUCAUCUACCAGGCCUGUAGGCCCUGCACUCAAUGCAAUGAAAACAGCGGGAGUGAACGGAAGCAGGUCUGCACAGCCACCCAGGACACCAUCUGCCACUGCAAGCCGGGCACCCAGACUCGACCUGGCUACAGCCCGGGAGUCGACUGCAUCCCCUGCCCUUCGGGAUUCUUCUCUCCAGGCUUCAACCAGGCUUGCAAGCCCUGGACUAACUGCACUGCUGCCGGGAAGCAAACUCAGAAGCCAGCCAGCAACAUGUCCGAUGCCGUCUGCGAGGACAAGAGUCCAUCAGUCACCAUGGCACCUCGGAGCACCCAGCACAUCCUAGCCCUGCCCACCACCACUGAGCCCAGCCCUGCCCAGCCCACAACCUCACAGAGGCCUCCCAGAGUCCCCACAAGCUCCCCCAGAGAUCCUGCACUAGCGGCCAUCAUGGGCGUGGGCGUGGGCGUGGGCCUGCUGGGCCUCACAGCUCUGGUGCUCAUCUUGCUCCUGCAUCGCCAGGCCUGGAAACCUGCCUUGGUUACCCCAAAGCCCCCGGGGGGCAACAGCUUCCGGACCCCCAUCCAAGAGGAGCAUACAGACGAUCAUUCCGUCCUGGCCAAGGUCUGA